Molecule: messenger RNA, 4573 nt
Organism: Thalassophryne amazonica
Lineage: Eukaryota; Metazoa; Chordata; Actinopteri; Batrachoidiformes; Batrachoididae
Gene: filip1l
Product: filamin A interacting protein 1-like
Exons: 6
Coding region: 288-3965 (1225 amino acids)
Source: RefSeq, a predicted model, not a curated record
CACUCAUCACAGACACACAGCAGCUCUCGCAGUCUGUCAAGAGGCACUCCUCAUCUUCCUUAUCCUCCUCUUCUCCUUUCCCACCUCGACCCGACCACCUGGACUGUACACAGUCUGCUGAGGAUGCAACAGACAGGAGAAAACGGAAGCUGAGAGACAAGAAGCAAACGCUCACACUGAGGAUAAGGCUCGAUCUGAGGCGGCGGGCUGACAGCACAGCCAGUGGCUCUGCAGCGACACAGCAGCACGGUGGGCUGAAGCUUCACUGCCAGAGCAGGUAGAGGAACAUGCGAUCCCGCAGCAACAGUCUGGAGGAUUCAACCAAGUCCAAGCCAUUGCAUCAGCAGGAGGACACAUGUAAACGAACCACAGAGCAGGAGCAUCCCUCAGGAAGGGUGGCUUGUAGGAGCCGACGCUGCGAGCAACCAUAUGAGACCGGCACCAUUCAGAGGAACCAAAAGAUGACCAAGAAUAGCACUUGUGCUGGUGGGAGUGGCAGCGCCAGUGGUGCUGCGAAGAGCAGUCGGCAGGAGAAAGGCAGGGACCUUUCCAGAGAUGACCUGGUCUUCCUGCUUAGCUUGCUGGAAGGAGAGUUGCAGGCCAGGGAUGAAGUAAUCACAGUGUUGAAAGCAGAAAAGAUUGACUUGGCCCUGCUGGAAGCCAAAUAUGGCUUCGUCACUCCACAGAAGGUCCUUCAGGCCCUGCAGAGAGACGCCAUCCAGGGUAAAGCUGACAUCUUCCAGGAGGACAUCUAUGAGAAGCCAGUGGCAGAGCUGGACAAGUUAGUGGAGAAGCAAAAGGAGUCGUACCGGCGGAUGCUUGAGCAGCUGCUGAUGGUGGAGCAAUCACACAAACAGACACUGUACAAGCUGGAGGAUGAGAAGAGGAACCAUGGAGAGUUCAUGAAGAAGAGUGAUGAGUUCACCAACCUCCUGGAGCAAGAGCGCGAGAGGUUGAAGCUGUUAAUUGACCAGGAGAAGGCCUAUCAAGAAAGAAAAGAGGAAGAAAACAACAAAAAGGUCACAGGUCUCAAGGAGGAGCUGACAAAACUCAAGUCAUUUGCGUUGAUGGUUGUAGAUGAACAACAGCGUUUGACUGAACAGUUGGACCAGCAAACAGCAAAGGUUCAAGAAAUAACUGCAAGUGCUUCACAAGCCCAGGAGGAGCUGAACACAGCUAAUGCUCGUCUACAGGAAAAGGAACUCAAAGUCUCUCGCUUAGAGGCUGAGCUGCGUGAAAAAGCUCACCGAUACCACCAGGAACAAGAGACAAUGACCGCCAAACUGGCAAGUGAAGAUGCUCAAAAUCGGCAGCUCCGCCAGAAACUGUCAACUCUCAGCAGGCAGCUCGAUGAGCUGGAGGAGACUAACAAGACUCUGCGCAGAGCUGAGGAUGAACUGCAGGAGUUGAGGGACAAAAUUAGUCGUGGCGAAUGUGGAAACUCAAGCCUGAUGUCUGAACUUGAAGAGUUACGGAAAAGGGUGCUUGAAAUGGAAGGGAAGGAUGAAGAGCUGAUCAGAAUGGAGGACCACUGCAGGGACCUCAAUAAGAAACUGGAGAAAGAGUCUAAACAAAGCCGGAGCCUGAAAAUUGAAGUUGAUAAACUGAACCAGAGAAUAAUGGACUUAGAAAAACUAGAAGAUGCUUUCUGCAAGAGCAAACAAGAGUGCAAUUCCCUGAAAAGCAACCUGGAGAAAGAGAGGACAGUGUCAAAGGUUCUGUCCACUGAGCUAGAUGUCUUGAAACUCAGGGUCAAAGAACUUGAGUCUGCUGAAAGCCAACUUGCAAAGACGGAGUUGACACUGAAAGAAGAUCUAACCAAGUUAAAGACUCUGACGGUCAUGCUUGUGGACGAAAGAAAAACAAUGGGAGAGAAGUUAAAACACAUGGAGAACAAGGUCCAAAACAGCACUGGCAAACUUCAGGCUGAACAGGACAAAGUUACUUCAGUCACAGAGAAGCUAAUUGAAGAGAGCAAGAAAGCACUGAGGUCAAAGUCUGAGCUCGAGGAGAAAAUGUGCAGUGCUACAAAGGAAAGGGAUGACCUGAAGGCAAAGCUGAGGGCUGAGGAAGAAAAACAUGGUGAUUUGGAGUCUAAGAUCAGCAUGAUGAAGAAAAGAUUACAAUCACUGGAGAGCAUAGAAAGAGAAUACCUGAGGCAUAAAGCCAAAGAAGAUCAUAACAAAGCAUCCAUUGCCAACCGCUUCCUGCAAGAAGACAAUAAAGUCAAGGAAUUGACACAGGAGGUCGAACACCUGCGAUGCAAAUUAAAAGACAUGAAGGUGGUAGAAGGAGACCUACUAAAAAUGGAAGCUUUUGAGUCACUGGAGAAAAAAUUCAGUCAUGAGCAAGAGAAAGCCAAAACACUGAUGGAGGAGCUAGAAUUAUCCAGAAAAGAGCUUUCAAAGUACCAGCUGGCUGAAAAGAAGGACUGCAACCAAGAGCAUGUUCUUUAUAAACGCCUGAAAGAAGAGGAGGCAAAGUCCAGUCAUCUGACCAGAGAGGUAGCAGCUCUGAAAGAAAAAAUUCAUGACUACAUGGGAACUGAGGAAUCCAUUUGCCGCAUGAAGAACGACCACUCAACACUGCAAAGAAAACUGACUCAGCAGGAGGUCCGAAACAAAGAACUGGCUAGAGAAAUGGAGAUGCUUACUGGAGAACUUGAGAGAUACAGAAGAUUUAGCAAAAGUCUCCGACCUGGCAUGAAUGGAAGACGCUUCUCUGAUCUGCAUGUUUCCACCAAGGAAGUGCAGACAGAACCUCUUGACCUGGCAUCUUCCACAUCCAAGACACUGCCACUGGAAUGCGCUGUGGUCAAUGGAAAACUGUACGACGAGAGCGAACCAGAGGACAAUGCAAAUUACAGUAAUGAGCUCCAGCUCUCCAAAUGCAGUCCAUCCAUCAUCAAUAAUGUAAAUAACCUGAACAACACGAGAAGAGCACGAGUGCCAUUCCUUAAGAACAAAGAGAGUCCUCAUCAAGUAAAUGGUAAAGUGCAACCCCGGCACAAUGGCAACCAUAUCCCGCCUGGAGAUGUUGUGCUCACCCACAGUCCUGGGCAGCCUCUGCACAUAAAAGUGACUCCUGACCAUGGACACAACACAGCUACACUAGAGAUCACCAGCCCAACCACAGAAAGCACCCAGUCCUUCACCAGCACUGCUGUCAUACCCACUAGUGGAGGUCCACCGAAACAGAGAAUCACCAUCAUUCAGAACGCUUCCAUUUCCCCGACAAUGAAAUCUAUUUCCCCAACAACAAAAUCGAAAGGUUCCCCAGUGUCUGAUGAAUUGUCUUCCCCAGAUAGAGCUCUAUCCCCCUUCACUUUGGCAACAUACUCCCGAACAAUGGCACCAGACUCUUGUGGCUCUGUAACACCAGACAGAGCAAUGUCACCAAUACAAAUUGUGUCAGUCACAACCAGCACUCCAGACCGCUCUCUGUCCACAGAGCCAGUGGAGGUGGUUGGAGGACAUGCUGUCUUCCGUGUGACCCCUGAAAGGCAGAGCAGCUGGCAGGUCCAGAGAUCUAACAGCUCGGGGCCCAAUGUCUUCACCACAGAGGACAACAAAAUCCACAUUCAUUUAGGGAGCCCCUUCAUUCAGAGCAUCAGCAGCACAUCACAGACUCUGAGUCCAUGCCACACACCUGGACUCCAGGAGCAGAGGACUCAGGCACUGGCCAAUUGUAGCACUCCUGCUGCCAAAGGCAACAGCAAAAUCACAAGUAGCAUCAUGAUUAAGCCCACCUCCACCUCAAUGCAAAGGCCAUCUCAAAUUACAAUACCUCUAGAAGCAUUCCGAAGACCAGGGCCGACAAGAAUCCCCAAACCAAAGGGCUACAGCUUCCAGAAAGGGACAAACAGCACCACACCCAACCAGGGGCUCCAAACCAAGGUGCAUUCUGGGAAAGAGCCACCAGGAGCCACCAGCACCAACCUAAACCUAAUCAGCCGCAGACUGUGAUGUCAGGGGUCAUUUAGUGAAUCCUUCAGUUACCUGCUAUCACCAUUUGGUGACAGUAUCUACGUUGCAGCUAACCUUUAAAUAACUUUCUUGAAGCAGGGCCUAAAAUUCUGAAUGAUACAAUCGACACAGACUGAAGUUUAGACCAUUCUAAUAAUUGCAGCUUCAAAAAAGAAAAUUGUUCCAUUACGUCUAAACCAUCACAGGUGCUCAGAAAACUAGAAAACACAAGUGAUAUUUGUGGUGAAACUGUUUACUGAUACAUUAUAGUACAGUACAGAUUUGUUUGAAGAGGUUACUGUGAUUGAAAUAGGUUUUAAAAGCUAAAGCGUAACACAAGAGUAUUAGCUAUAUGGUGUUAUUAAUGAACAUUUUAUUUGAAUUGUCAGUCUUUCUAUUGAUUAAUGAUAUGUGCUGUGAGUAACAGACAGUACAACAAUUUCAUCAGUUUCUAUGAUUGUAGCACAUACAUUUUUUUAAAAUAAAUGGCAAUAAUGUAAAUAAAAAUGUAUUACUAAUAUGUCAUAAAGCAGCUCCUUGACUGUGAUGAUUUCAUCGAUGUAACAUUUGUGAUUUUUGGGUAUCAAUAAAGACUUUUUAUAUCUUGU